Molecule: messenger RNA, 4969 nt
Organism: Ziziphus jujuba (common jujube)
Lineage: Eukaryota; Viridiplantae; Streptophyta; Magnoliopsida; Rosales; Rhamnaceae
Product: putative disease resistance RPP13-like protein 1
Exons: 1
Coding region: 956-3043 (695 amino acids)
Biological process (GO): defense response to other organism
Molecular function (GO): ADP binding
Source: RefSeq, a predicted model, not a curated record
CUAAUUUUGGUAAAAUAUUACUUUUAGUACAAUGAUCAUCUUAAUCAGUUACUUUCAAUGCCAGAUGAUAAAUAUCCAAUACUAGGAGAGCAAAAAAUAAUUAAAUGAAUGAAUGAAAGAUGGAAAGUAAAACGAAAAGAGUUAUCAUAAUUCACAAAUCACAUAUAUAUCAUAAUCUUCCAAGGUAUAAAAUAAAACAGAGAAAAGAAAGAAGCAAACACGAAUUAAAAAAAUUUGAAUCCAUAAGUUAAUACAAGUAACAUGUUUCCAUCUAAAAAACUGUGUUUCUUUAUCUUUUAUAAAGACUAUAAUUAACCAAGUGAGAUCCACCACAAUAACGGAUCAACCAACGAAAUCCAAAAUCCACCUUCCAUUAGCUGUAAAAAAUCAAUAUGUUGGCUUGUACAAUACUGUCUUUCUCCCAUACAGAAAACCAAUUAUGACUGGUGAUUAGUGCAGAAUAUUAAUCGAAGUCCAGCUUUUGAUGUAAAGUAAAUAGCUUUUUCUUUUUGGAUGGCAAGUCAAAAGUUUUAUAUUAUGACCAAGCUAAAGGGAACCAAAAAGAGAAGAAAAAAAAGUGAAAAAGAAAGAAACAGAAGAAGUGACAUCGUUUUGAUCUAUUUCAGCUUCUUUGUAUUAUAUUGGAUAGCUUUAUUUUGCAUCAAGAAUUAGUUACAAAGUUGAUCCAUCGAAUAAUUUUGCAUGUCAACUUUGUUGAUAUAUAAUAAACCAUGGAAUCCAAUUUACACCGACCUUUUGUCUUUAACAAAUCAAUGUGAGCAACGCACCACAACCUUGUGAAAAGCAACCAACAAGUGGUAGAAAGAGAAGACUCAACCUAUAGUUGCAUCUAAAAUUCUCAAAUCUAAGCGUUUAGCUACUGGCUCUAGUUCUUCUCCGUUUGCCAAUUUGUAAUUUUUCAGUGUCUAAACUCCCUUCUGUUUAAGAAGAAAACAUGGCUGAAGCAUUGGUGGGUGGAGCUUUUCUCUCUGCGACCCUUCAGGUGCUGUUUGAUAGGCUGGCUCAUCGUGAGGUCCUAGACUACCUGGGUGGAAAGAAAUUCAAUCAUGGUCUGCUUAAAAAGCUGAAGAUAAUGUUAUUAUCUGUUAAUUCGGUGCUGAAUGAUGCAGAGGAGAAGCAAAUCGCAGACCCAGCAGUGAAGGAAUGGCUGGAUGAGCUUGAAGAUGCUGCAUAUGAUGCAGACGAUAUAUUGGAUGAGAUUGCAACUGAUGCUCUGCAGUACAAGUUGGAAGCUGAAUCAAGAACUGGCACAAGUAGUAAGGUGAGUAACAUGGAACUCAUUUCUCCCAAUUCCUAUGUUUCUGGUAUGGAGAACAGGUUGAAGGAGAUCCUUGAGCAGCUAGAGUUUAUUGCACAUCAGAAGGAUCUCCUUGGUCUCAAGGUCAAAGAGGGUGUUGGUGAGAAACCAAUACCAAGAUCACAAACGACAUCUGUGGUUGAAGAAUCUGAGGUCUUUGGUAGAGAUGGUGAUAAGAAUGCUAUAAUCAAAUUGCUGCUAGCAGGUGACGAGGGUAGCAAUAAUAAGGUGUCUGUGAUUCCAAUAGUGGGCAUGGGAGGGGUUGGUAAAACCACUCUUGCUCAAUUAGUGUACAAUGAUGAGAAAGUUGAGAAGUAUUUUGAGCUCAAAUCAUGGGUUUGUGUUUCUGAGGAGUUCAAUAUUUAUGAUGUAACAAAAACAGUCCUUGCUGCAGUAACUUCACCACAUUCUUAUGAUAGCACAACUUUGGAUUUGCUUCAAAACAGGUUAAAAGAGAAGCUACUAGGAAAGAAAUUCUUGAUUGUUUUAGAUGACAUGUGGAAUGAGAACUACAAUGAUUGGAAGGACAUGAGUGUACCUUUUAACCAUGGGGCUCGAGGAAGCAAGAUUAUUGUGACAACACGAAAUGAGAAUGUUGCAAGGAUCAUGCGCACUGUUCCAAUUCAUUAUCAUCUUGAGCACUUGACUGAUGAAGAUUGCUGGAAACUGUUUGCAAAGCAUGCAUUUGACAAUCUUUCAGAUUCGAGUGUCUGUCAAGUCUUGGAAACAAUUGGUAAAAGAAUUGUCAAGAAAUGCAAUGGACUGCCCUUGGCUGCUAAAACACUCGGAGGCCUCUUGCGCUAUAAAGAAGAUGUUGGCGAAUGGCUAAGAAUAGAAAAAAGUGAGAUUUGGGAUUUUUCAUAUAAGGAGAGUAAAAUUCUACCGGUUUUGAUGCUAAGUUACCACUACCUUCCCUCAUACCUAAAACGAUGCUUUGCUUUUUGUUCAAUAUUCCCCAAGUACUACAAAUUUAAACAGCAAAGUUUAGUGUUAUUGUGGAUGGCAGAGAAUCUUUUGCAGCAAUCAAAAACAAAUAAGAGAUCAAUGGAAGAAGUAGGUGAUGAAUAUUUCAAUGAGUUAGUGUCAAUGUCAUUUUUUCAAAGAUUAAGUGCAAAAGAACAUUGGUUUUUCAUGCAUGAUCUUGUUCAUGAUUUAGCAAAAUAUGUAUCUAGGGAAUACUGUUUUACAUUAGAAUAUGGCAAAUCAGAGGACGUUAUCACAAUGAAGGUCCGCCAUCUAGUUUUUGCAUGGUAUGUUCCCUUGAAAAGAUUAGACUCUCUAUCCAGAGUAACUCGUUUGCGCACCUUUUUACCUCUACAAGAUUUAUUACCUUUUGUAUCCAAUGAAGUAGUGAACGAGGCAAUAAAGAAGUUGAGGUGUUUGAGAGUAUUAAAGUUAUCUGGGUGUGGAAAUUUGAAUCAACUGCAUGGGUCAAUUGGUGAUCUAAAGCAUCUUCGUUACCUUGAUCUCUCUUCCACUCCAAUCAAAAGAUUGCCUGAAUCUGUGAGCAUGCUGUAUAAUUUACAGAUGUUAAAUUUAUCAAAUUGUUAUAAUCUCAUUCAGUUGCCUAAAAAUAUGCAUCAUCUCAUUAACCUGAGGCAUCUCAAUGUCAGAGGGUGCAACAAAUUAAAAGAGAUGCCAAGACAUAUAAAUAAACUGAAAAGUCUCCAGAGAUUGAGUACUUUCAUUGUGGGAAAAGGUGAGGGGGCUAAGAUAGGAGAGUGAUGGAACUUUCAGAUCUUCAUGGAGAACUUUCCCUUGAAAAUUUACAGAAUGUUGAAAGUGGUGAAGAUGCUUCGGAAGCCAAUUUGAUGGAGAAGCAGUAUCUGGAAGAGUUGAAGCUGUAUUGGAGUGGUGAUACUGAUGAUUCAAAACAUGACAAGAAUGUACUUGAUAAGCUGCAGCCGCACACAAACCUGAAAAGGAUUUACAUCCACAGAUAUGGAGGUACAACGUUCCCAAAAUGGUUAGGAGAUGGCUCAUUCUGCAAUAUAAUAUUUUUACUACUUUCUGAUUGCAAAUUCUGUGCUUGUUUGCCAACUCUGGGUCAACUAUCCUCCCUCAAAAAUCUUGAAAUUGAAGGACUUGAUGGAAUAGUGAGUGUGGGUGCUGAGUUGUAUGGGAUGGAUGGUACUUCUUGUACGAGGAUGGCAUUCCCAUCGUUGGAGUCCUUAAGAUUCAGUAAGAUGUCAAACUGGGAAGAAUGGUGUUCAUCAAUUGCUAUUGAAGAUGGUGAAGUUUUCCCCAAGCUACAAGAACUCAUAAUAUCGGACUGUGAUCGGCUGAUUAGCAUAGAUUUGUCUCACAACCUUCCAUCUUUAACAAAGUUAAGAAUUGAUGGAGAUGAGGUUGUUGUUUCAUCACUCCCGAGGACUCCAACUCUUCGCCAGCUGAUGUUAGGGGGCAGGUGUGAGAAGCUAGAGCUACAGAAACUGCCACAGACAAUGGAAACUAUUGCAAUCGGAAAUCGUUAUUCUAGAGCAGGCCCAAAUUGCUUAGAAAUCUUGAAUUGUGAGAAAGUAGAAUUCCCAUUAACGCACCACUCUCUCAGAAGGUCAUCCAUCCAAGAGGUUUAUGUAGUAAACAGUUGUGGUUCACUGGAAUCCUUUCCUCUGGAUUUCUUUCCCUGUCUCAGGCAUCUUAGCAUUGAAGCGUGUAAAAAUCUAGUAUCUCUGACAGUCACAAAGUCAGAUGAGCAGGACGUAACCACCACCCUAUCACUAUCAACAUUGAGCAUACAAGAGUGCCCCUGUUUUGUAUGCUUUCCAAAUGGCAGAUUGCAUGCCCCUAAUCUGACCGAGCUUAAAGUUAUAGGCUGCAAGAAAUUAAAGAAGCUGCCGGAUCAAAUGCAUAACCUCCUCCCAUCUCUGAAAUGCUUGUUCAUUGACGAUUGUCCAGAGGUGGAGUCAUUUCCUGAAGGUGGUCUGCCCUCCAAUCUUGCUCUUCUUUGGAUUAGAAAGUGCUCAAAACUCAUUGCACAGCGAAAAAAGUGGGAGUUACAAAAACUCCAAGCUCUUGUAGAUUUUCACAUCCUAAUAGAUUCUGAUGAUGAUGGUGAUAGUGGAGGAGAAGGCGUUGAAUGUUUUCCUGAGGAGGGGCUGUUGCCUUCCACUCUUACCUCUCUCCACAUCUAUGGAUGUGCAAGUCUUAAUAGAUUGGACAUCAAGGGGCUUCAACAACUCACCUCUCUCCAACGUUUGUGCGUCAGUCAGCACCCUCAAUUAUCACAGAGUUUGCCACAAUUGCAUGCCUCUUUUCCUCCUUCAAGGAUCGGUGAACGUAGUCCUGCUCUGGAAGAAGCGUUCUGUAACCAUAUUUCACAUAUCCCCCAUAGUGACAUCGAUUUUUGUCGAGAAUUCAAACCAAAGUCUCCCUUGGGUAGAAAAUAGAAAUAGUAUACAACCUAUAAUCCAAGUGGGUUGCUUCAUCCGCCACAACCAAUUUUGUUUGUAAUUUCAUUUGGGAUUAGGCUUGGAAGGAAAGUGCAAGUCUCAUCAGUUUUAAUGAUCUAUUGUAGAGAUAUGUGUAGCCACACUCCUACUCCUACUGCUUUUACCCUUAUGACAGAUAAGGUAACAACAUCAUAUAUUUCCAUUACUUGUUUAAUCCUAACGUUUAUUUAUCUCCUUGGAAUUCCUUCCUCUGUUUUUA